GACAUACGGUUAGUUCUAUGGAAGUUCGAGUUAGUUGUGGACUUAUUUACCGUUUAGUAUUCACUUAUGUGUGAAAACUGUGCAUAGUGAAAAAUACAGCAAUGACUUCUGUGAAAGUUGCAGUGAGGGUUCGUCCCAUAAACCAACGAGAGUUGGAUUUGGAGAGCAAGAUUAUUGUUAGCAUGAGUGAUGAAAAAACUACCAUUAAAAAUAUUAGGAAUCCAUUUAUAAAGACGACGGUAUUGGGUAUUGAUGGUGAUCUAGCAAGAGAACAACAAAGAAAAAAAGAAUUCACAUUCGACAAAUCAUUCUGGUCUGCCAUUCCAACUGAUAAACACUUUGCUACACAAGAAGAGGUAUUUUCAGCAUUAGGUAAAGAUGUUGUAUCAGCAGCUUAUGAAGGUUAUAAUGUAUGUGUAUUUGCAUACGGUCAAACAGGAUCAGGCAAAAGUUAUACUAUGAUGGGAAGUGAGGAGAAUCCAGGCUUUAUACCGCGAUUUUGUAAGGAAUUAUUUUCCAGAAUGACAGAUGAUAAUACAAGUUAUAAAACUGAAGUCAGUUAUUUAGAAAUUUAUAAUGAAAAAGUUCGAGAUUUAUUAAAGAUACCUAGCCAUAGUAAUCAGAUUGUUCAUAGUUUACGAGUCAGAGAACAUCCUAAAGAAGGUCCAUAUGUACAAGAUUUAUCAAAGCAUACUGUUAUGCGACAUGAAGAUAUUCAACAUAUGAUAGAAAAGGGAAACAAUAAUAGAACAACAGCAUCUACAUUGAUGAAUGAUGUUAGUAGCAGAUCACAUGCUAUAUAUACUAUAUUAUUUACACAGGCAGGAUAUAUAAAUGAUAUGCCAAGUGAAAAACACAGUAAAGUACAUCUAGUAGAUUUAGCAGGAAGCGAAAGAGCAGAUGCAACUGGUGCUAUUGGUAUAAGAUUAAAAGAAAGUGGAAAUAUAAAUAAAUCUCUGGUAACAUUAGGAAAUGUUAUUUCUACUUUAGCUGAAAAUUGUGAAUCAGAUGGUAAAAAAAGACAAAUAUUUAUACCAUACAGAGAUUCUGUAUUAACAUGGCUACUUAAAGAUAGUUUAGGUGGUAAUGCUAAAACUAUCAUGAUUGCAACCAUAUCACCAGCAGAUGUAAAUUAUGCAGAAACAUUAAGUACAUUAAGAUAUGCUAACAGAGCCAAAAAUAUUAUAAACCGACCUACAGUCAAUGAGGAUCCUAAUGUAAGAUUAAUUAGAGAAUUAAGAGAAGAAAUAGCUAGAUUAAAGGCUUUACUUGGUAGUGAUCAGGAUAUUAUUUCUUCCCCAAAAGUUCAAGAAAAAUUACAUGAAAAUGAAGCCAGAAUAAAAGUUUUAACAGAAGAAUGGGCAGGUAAAUGGAAAGAAACGGCUAAUAUAUUACAGGAACAAUCUAAUUUGGGAUUACGUAAGGAGGGCGUUGGUAUUGUAUUAGAUUCUACUUUACCUCAUCUUGUUGGUAUUAAUGAUGAUAGACUUAGUACUGGUGUUAUGUUAUAUCAUUUAAAGGAAGGUAUAACUACAUUAGGUAUUUCUGAUGAACAAGAAACUCCAGAUAUAACAUUAGGUGGACCUGAUAUAUUAACUGAUCAUUGUAUGAUAGAAUAUGAUAGUGGUGUAGUAACAUUACAUCCAUCACAACAAGCUCUGUGUCAAGUUAAUGGAACAAAUAUUACAGAACCUACUAGACUACAACAAGGAGCUGUUAUACUGUUAGGUCAUACUAAUAUGUUUAGAUUUAAUAAUCCAGCUGAAGCAGCAAAACUUCGAGAACUUAGCAAGUCUAAUUCCAACUUAAAUACGUCACUGCUGUCCCAUUCCAGAACAUCAUUAUUGACCCGAUCUUUAACAGAUUUAUAUAAAUCAGCUGAUAAUCUCUAUAGAUCAGUUGAUAAUGUAUCUUUUAUGACUUUAGGGGACAUUGAAACAUCUCAUAAAGAAGAUAUCAAGAAAUUAGAAGUAAAAAGACAAGAUAUUUUACAGUUAGAACAAGCAUAUCAAGAAGCUGAGGAAGAAAGGAAAUCACGAAUGGCAGCAAUGGAAGAAGAAAUAUUAAGUAAACAGAAAUGUCUAGCAAUAUUAACAGACGAAAUUGACAAUUUACGUUUACAAAUAAAAGAGAGUCCACUAGGUGAAUAUGGUCCUAAAACUUUACAAGAUACUCUCAUAUUCCUAGAAAACCAGGAACAGACUAAGUUAGAUAUGAAGAAUAGAAUGAAAGAGAAACUAAAACAGGAAAUAGAAGAUCUAGAGAAAGAAUAUGAUGAAGAAAAGAUCAACUGUGAGAAUGGUUUAAAAGAAUUUGAUGAGAAAGAGAUGGAGAAACAGUUAGAAAUAAAUGAAUUAGAAGAAAAUUUAAACUCAUCUUUAGAAGCUCAUACAAUGUUUAAAAAUCAGGAACUUGAUAGAAUACGCACAGAAAAGAAGAAUCUAGAUAGUUUAAAGCGAACGUUAGAAAAAGAAACUGAACAAUUUUUAUCAGAAAAUCCAGGUUACAAAGAGAAGUUGGGGCAAAUGGAUAAAAAAGAACAAGAAAUGAAAGAAAUACAUUCCCAGAAAGAUAGAGAAAACAAUAUGAAAUGGAAAGAAUGGUUGGAGGAAAUUAAUGUUGAUAAUCAGCAAUUGGAAGAGGCAUGGAAAGACCUUGAGGAACACGAACAAAGGGUGUACAAAAAAUUAACAUCACCUGACACCAGCGAAAGUGAGAAAAAAUUGCUGAAGUUAGAAAGAAAGGAAUUGGAAGAAGCGAGAGAUCUUCUUAAAGUAGAAGAAGAUAAAAUUGCAUUGAGGGAAAAAGAUAUGUUGGACCAGAUGGAAAAACAGAUGGAUUCCUGGGAAAGACAAAAACGUUCCGAUUUAGACAGUAUUUACCAAGAACGGGACAAUCUUAAACAAACUCGAUCACCGGAUAUAUUAACACUAGAAAGUGAAAUAAAAGUUAAGACAAAAAUGUUGCAGAAAAGUGAAUCCAAAUUAUUAGAAUCAAAUCAGGAAAUGUUAAAGGCGGAGAAACAAAGUGCUGAGAGAGUGAACAAUGUGCAAGAUGAACUCUCUACUAUUAGAAGUAAUAAAGAAAGAGUAACUAGAACUCUUUCUAGAAAAGAAGAAGACAUGUCUCGAUCUGUGUCUGCCAUUAAUUCUAAAUUGGAAAGAAUAGAAGAAGAAACUGAGUUGGAAUUGAGUAAGUUACGAGAAGAGAAACAAAGGUUAUUAAAGAUUAAAGCUGAAACAAUGGGUAAUAAUAAUAUAGAUGAUAAUAAAAGUACUGGUACAGGUAGUUUACAUGUAGAACUAAAAGAAGAACAAAUUAAACUACAACAGCAAUUAGAGAAUUUAGAAUCAACGAGAGAAUUAUUGGAACAAGCUAAACGUGAUAUAGAUAAUAAACAACGACAGUUUGAUGAAGAAAGAGAUAUGGAGUUGGAUAAAAUAGAAUUUGAAAAACUCAAAUUACAAGACUUGGAGAAACAAGACAGAAUAAAUGGAAUGGUAGAACAAGAAGUAAAGAGAAGAGUUUUUGAAGAGAAAUUAGAAAGAGAUAAACAAAGGAGAUUAGAAAGAGAGAAAGAUAAAUCAGAACGUGAUCAAGAGAUGCAGAGGUUAAAAUUAACACAUGCUCGUGAAAUAAGACGUUUAAAAGCUAAAUUAGCAGCCAAAAAUAAUAAAGUAACUAGUCAGUCUAAUCCUUAUGGUAACCAAGUUAUGACAAAUGUGAACCAGUCAACAAAUGAUCUAUCUCGUAGAAGACAUUCCAGCAGUUCUGGUAGUUUUACAGGACCAGCACCUAAAAUAAAAAUAACAAUACCAAAUUAUGUUCUUCGUAAAGGCAGUAAUUCACAUCAUGAAUAUGAAGUUAAGAUUGUAAUAGGUGAUGAGAAUUGGACAGUUUUUAGAAGAUACAGUCGAUUUCGAGAACUACAUUUCAGCUUACUGAAAAAGUUUCCUGAGAUGAGUUUACUGGUAUUUCCUCCACGAAAAUUAUUCCACAAGUCAGAAAAAGUUGUUAUUGAAAGAAGAAAACAAUUAGAGGAAUAUAUGCAACAUUUAAUGGAAUUAUGCUUACGAAUGGAAGAUUGUCCGCUACAUCCCUCUAAAAAUAAAUACUUAUCUCGUCAUAUUCUGUGUGAGUUUGACUCUUUCUUUAAGAAAGGUUUAUAUGAAGUUUCUAAAUAUUCCACAACGUGAUGUAAAAGUGCCAUGAAUAGAAACCUAGUGGAUAAAGACAAAACCUCAACUGGUGUCUAACGAUAUUUAAUGAUGUGAUACAUGCUUUUUCAUAAGCCCACAUUGAAGUAUGGUUGUAUAUUGUUGUCACUGUCCACAAGUUAUCAGUCAGUUGGCUUAAAAUUAUUACACUGUACUAGUGUUAAUAUUCAUGAAAAGAAGAAGCCCUUUUUGGAUGAUUAAUGUCUAAUUAUGGCCAUUGAUCACUUGUGGACGCUCUAGAGGCUUAGUUUAUCAUAUGCUUAACUUAUACACAGUUUUUGCAUUAGCACUAGGAUGCAUAAGAAGCCUAUGAAAUUUUAAUUACUUCAUGGGUUUUUCCCUUGAUCAGUUUUUAGUGUCUUAGGUUAUCAUUACCUAAUGCAGAAUAAAAAUGGCACAGCCUUUAUUGACUACCCAGGUGACUUAGCUGCUGUGGACAUAUGCUUUGUUGCUUGGCCACUUAUUUCAUUAAAAGCACUGAAGAUCCAAGAUAUAGAAAUUGUGAUUAAAAUCUGUGCCCUGUUUUUUUUUUCGCUCCAAUAUCAAUCUUUCUGACAAUUUCGAUGGAAAGAUUGUAAUUUCGUUAUUUUCUGGAGACAAUAGAAUGCAGAAUAGUACAGAUGUCUUACAGGUAUCAAUAAAAGAUGAAAUUGUAACAAAGUCUUAAUGACCUGCUGUAAUAAGACAGUUCAAGUGUCACAAGUAAAUGAAAGACAAAAUUGUUUUUAACAUUUAAAUAAGAGGUGCUUUCUGGUGUAGUAUUGUAAUACUAAAUUGUUGUGUUUUAAGAUAUUAUAAAAGAAUUAAGGGUUUUUGUUAAAAUGAAGAUUAAGCUUGUUAAAUUGUUAUGUACAGUAAAUAUAUUUUUUAUUAUGGUAAUGAUUUAUUUCUAAACUUUUUUUAGUCAUGAUAUAAUUAACAGAUGUACAUUAUAUCUGAUAUUUUUGUCCUGUAAUUGUAUGUGUCACUAAUUAUGUCAGAAUGUGGUCCCUACUUUAUAAUGAGUUGCUAAAUGUUUUGUGCUUUUUUGUGUUGCUAUAUAUUCAUUAUUUAUUCCAUAUUUAUAGUAUGCCUGAUCUUGCUUAUGUAAAACUCAAUAAAAUUGUUGUAUAUUUUAUAAAACCCUAUGAUCAACUGAAGAUUAUACAACCAUAAUAAACCUAAAAAAUUGAAUAUAAGAUUUUGAUGCAAUAUUGUUUUGUAUAUUGGAUUAUAUUUAAUGAUUGAGAUAUUUGUGUAUAAUAAAUCUUAUAUUUAUCUGUACAUAUAAAUGUUUUUGUAAGAUAAAAAAAAGUUCAAUGGAUAACUUUUGGACAAUUUUAAGAUAUUUUUAUAAAGCUUUUAGAGUUAAAGUCUGAUCUCAUAAGUCCCUAAAACACAUAAAGUUAAUUUCAUCCACCUGGUAUAUCAUUCCUUAAUUUACAUAUAGUUUUGCUUUUGUAAUAUGGUUAUUCAACUUUUGGCAUAGAAUAUCAUAUUCAUUUUUGGCCUGAAAUUAUUGUGCUGACUCUGGUUGUUGAGAGGAUUUAAUUCUAGAACAUUAAAUCAAGUUCCCCCUCUGUUUAAAACAAGUAGAAGCGUUAUAUGAACCAGGAACCAAGUAUGACUUCAUCCUAGCCAUCUUCAAAUUCUGACGUCAUAUCGGAAAAUCAAGAGUUCGUCAAGCGAUGUUGAGUUGUCAAAGAAACAAGCAUGUCAAGUUUCAUGUCAACACAAUUGAAUUGCUAGAACAUGUGCAGUGUUUGAGCCCAGUUCCUGUUCCAAAAGAUACUUGGACUCGUGAAAAGUAUAUUUGUAUAUUUGUUGCUUCUCAUUUUUUUUUAUGGUGAGAGAGUUAAAAUUUCAUUUUUAAUAUUUCUUGUAGGGGUACUGGUAAAUGUAUUUAUAUUUCUACUAGAGUGCAAUAUUUUUCGACGCAUAUUUUUUAAAAAAAAUGUUUUCUUUUUUUGCUUAUAUCAUUAGAAUCUAUGCAAUGUAUGCAGGCGCCAUAUUAAGUUGAAUUAGCAUAUAAUCAUCAAUUUUUAUGACCGAUUGAAAAAUAACAUUAUUACUGAAAUGUAGAACACAGAUCUUAUUGUAUUUCCUUUAUUUAGUUCAGAUUUCUUUUAUAACUUCUCUAUGAUAGAAACAAACUGUCUUUUGAUUAAAACCUCAAUUUUCAGUUCCUUAUUUUUGGACUAAUCCUUGUCAUAGAUUUUCAAUUUUCACAAUGUUGUAGUUUGCAAGGAUUCAAAGGACAUUAUCAAGCAAUGAAAUGGCCAGUGCAAAGAACUUUACUUAAUUUUUGUUGGGGGUACUGUAUAAGUGAUCGCAGUGAAGACAAUGUAACUUACAGCCCUUUUCUUUUGGUUACAUAGAUAGUAGUUGAUGUUACAGCUAACUGAUAAUCCACCUGAAGAUAGCCCUCCAUCAGAUCAACAGAUAAAACAAUAGAACGAAAUGCAGAUCUGUGUUUGACAUAAUAAAAAUCGACUUCACAUGGUUUGUUUAGGUAUUGGAAGGUUUAAAAAUUUGAGGAAUAUGAGAACUAGACUGAAAUGUCUCCUACAUUUUUGUGUUAGACAUGUUUGAAUUAUCUGUGUGUAGCUGUAUAAGUUUAGAUUAGGUUUUAAUAAGCUGUUGUUUUUUAACAAGAUUGCAUAGGUUGUUAAUUGUGUAUAAAAUGAUGUAUCAUGACUGCAAGCUGAGUUAUUGUGCCUUAUGAUGUUUAAUAGAGAGGGUUUCACUAUGCAGAUAAUAUAUUAUUGUUUAGUAUAUUAUGCUUGAUAUCUUUUUUUUUUUUUUACAUUUGUUAAUUUUCAAGAGUUCAUUGGCUUGAAUAUUUUAUUGAAAUUAUUUUAUUACCCCGGUAUGAUAAAACCAUUCUCUAUAGUCCAAAUAUUAGUUGAUUUUGAUGAAAUACAACACUUCAUCUUUUCAAAUGAAAUGGGGUCUCACACCCUGUUUUUCUGCACCAACCGACCCCGGACUAAGGAUAACGGCUUCAUCUCGACAAAACACCUUUAAAUGCAAUAAAAUAUUCUACUGCCAUUUGGUGUUAAAAAAAACACUCACAGUGGUCUUUAUAUACAUAAAAAAAAUAAUAGAGUAGAUUAUAUUAAUUUCAAAAAGCUUAAUUGCUCUGUUUUAGUAUAAACUGGUGAAUAUUUUCAAUGGUAAUUGUUUACUACUUUACUAGUAAUAUGGUCUUUUGACAGGUUAUUCUUCGAAAACCUUAGACUUAAGCAACAUCCAUCCAGGAAAACAUCCUUUUUUCUGCAUAUUUUUUGAUAACCAUUUACCAGAUAUUGAUAUCUAAAUUAUGAUAUAUAAGGGUUAUUUCAAAUUCUAUCAAAGUAAUAAUUUAUAUACCUUGUAGUCAGUCUACUGUUGACGUCUUAAAAGUGGUACAUUUUUGUUCCAUUGCAAUAGAAAAAAUAUUUUGAAAUAGUGAGAUUUUAAUACCAUUGUUGCCAAAAAAUAAUGUUGGACUACAAACUUGUUAUCUUGAAGUAUGUAAACUUUUGUUUUUGAUAAAAUAAAAAUAUUCACAUA
This is a messenger RNA of Patella vulgata (common limpet), 7751 nucleotides long. RefSeq names its product kinesin-like protein KIF16B. NCBI's taxonomy places the organism in Eukaryota, Metazoa, Mollusca, Gastropoda, Patellidae. Bases 102 to 4196 code for a protein of 1364 amino acids. The transcript is spliced from 35 exons. Gene Ontology annotation, molecular function: microtubule motor activity; ATP binding; phosphatidylinositol binding. Gene Ontology annotation, biological process: microtubule-based movement. The record is from RefSeq and is a predicted model, not a curated record.